Drosophila santomea is the source of this 3099-nucleotide messenger RNA. RefSeq names its product chitin deacetylase 1 (gene serp). Gene Ontology annotation, biological process: carbohydrate metabolic process. The record is from RefSeq and is a predicted model, not a curated record. Gene Ontology annotation, molecular function: chitin binding; protein binding; hydrolase activity, acting on carbon-nitrogen (but not peptide) bonds. The coding region runs from base 1043 to 2668 and encodes 541 amino acids. Gene Ontology annotation, cellular component: extracellular region. NCBI's taxonomy places the organism in Eukaryota, Metazoa, Arthropoda, Insecta, Diptera, Drosophilidae. The transcript has 4 exons.
UUGAAUAUUUCGCUGGUAGAGAAGGUUGCACUUUACUCAUCUCACACCAAGUAGAUGACUUUUUACACAGCGUACAACGUACGAAUAUACAUAGCAAGUAAGUGUUCUAAAAUCAAUCAUACGCACUGUGGACUAUUAUUUAACUAGAUACGCUAAAGAGUUCGUAUACCCGAAGUUAGUGAGAUAACCAAACAAAAAUACCUUCAUGUAUGUAUGUAGGAUGAUUAAAAAUGCAUUUUUGGCAAUUGAGUGUGGCUGAGUGGGCACACCCACAUGGAUCGUUUGGCCUGACACACAUCCGACACCCUGCCCAAAACGAAGAGGGCUAGUCCCUAGAGUUGGUUGCCAAUCGAGAGUUGGUUGCCCCGCAGACGUUCUGGAAUCCGCCAUUACGGCCAGUGCAUAGGUGCCAUUUGCCAGGCACUCCAAACUUUGCACACUUGCAAUCCACAAUCACGGCGGCUGCACUUCUCACCUCACCUCACCGCAGUUUCAAGUCGAGAGCCGCCACCAUUUUGCAUAUAAAAGAGUGCUCGCGUACGUGCCGCACUUCUCUCGUCUUUUCAGCCACGAUCCGGUCACGAUCGGACCCAGACUUGUGCAACACAAACACUCACAGAGCUAUUCCGGCCCAAAGCCAAUUGGCCAGAAAGCCAGUAAGCCAGUGUUCAGCGUUCAGCGUUCAGCGAUCGGCAAUCAGUGGCUCAAAGCUCUUGUGGAUCGCAUUGGGGGCCACCCCAGGAGAGCUUUCCAAAACCCACCACAGGUGCUCGAAAGAGACGUCGCCGCCGCCGCCGUGUAAUAAAAGAAGCAAUUUUGACUUCGUCUGGGGCUUUGGUGUCAGAGAGGGGUUCGAGAAAUUGUGCGCGGCAUCGUAGCAAACAGUGUAAAUGGAGCUUUGAUAGCGAUCGGAAGGACAAGACUUGCGCUCCAAGAAGUGUUUUUACCAUAGUGUGUUACCAGGAACCGAACAUCGAAAUAAGACUCUGAAAAAGUGUGCAGCAAAUACCAGCGAUCGAUCCAGUCCCAAGUCCACCUAAAGAUGGCAAAACUGUUCGUGGUUUUUGCCGUUUUGGCUCUGGCGGCCUUUAACGAAGCCAGUGCCAGCGAUCCGCUGCUGCGAUUCAAGCGACAGGCCACCACCGAGGAGACCAAGAAGGAAGAGUCCUUCGAGAAGGAGCUCUGCAAGGACAAGGACGCCGGCGAGUGGUUCCGCCUGGUGGCCGGCGAGGGCGACAACUGCCGCGACGUCAUCCAAUGUACCUCAUCGGGCCUGCAAGCCAUCCGUUGCCCUGCUGGUCUGUACUUCGAUAUCGAGAAGCAGACGUGCGACUGGAAGGAGUCGGUGAAGAACUGCAAGUCCAAGAACAAGGAGCGCCGGGUGAAGCCCCUGCUCCACACAGAUGAGCCCCUCUGCCAGGACGGAUUCCUCGCCUGCGGCGAUGGAAACUGCAUUGAGCGCGGACUCUUCUGCAACGGCGAGAAGGAUUGCUCAGAUGGAUCCGAUGAGAACACCUGUGAUAUCGACAACGAUCCCAACCGUGCCCCGCCCUGCGAUCCCGCCGUGUGCGUCCUGCCCGACUGCUUCUGCUCGGAGGACGGCACCUCGAUCCCCGGCGACCUGCCCGCCAAGGAUGUGCCCAUGAUGAUCACCAUCACCUUCGACGACGCCAUCAACAACAACAACAUCGAGCUGUACAAGGAGAUGUUCAAGGACCGGAAGAACCCCAACGGCUGCUCCAUCAAGGCCACCUACUUCGUGUCGCACAAGUACACCAACUACUCGGCGGUGCAGGAGACGGCCCGCAAGGGACACGAGAUCGCCGUGCACUCGAUCACGCACAACGACGAGGAGCGCUUCUGGUCCAACGCCACCGUGGACGACUGGGCCAAGGAGAUGGCCGGCAUGAGGAUCAUCACGGAGAAGUUCGCCAACAUCACGGACAACUCGGUGGUGGGCGUGCGCGCUCCCUACCUGCGCGUGGGCGGCAACAACCAGUUCACCAUGAUGGAGGAGCAGGCCUUCCUGUACGACUCCACCAUCACUGCGCCGCUGUCGAACCCGCCACUGUGGCCCUACACCAUGUACUUCCGGAUGCCCCACCGCUGCCACGGCAACCUGCAGAGCUGCCCCACCCGAUCCCACGCCGUGUGGGAGAUGGUGAUGAACGAGCUGGACCGUCGCGAGGACCCCGUUAACGAUGAGUACCUGCCCGGCUGCGCCAUGGUGGACUCCUGCUCGAACAUCCUGACCGGCGACCAGUUCUACAACUUCCUGAACCACAACUUCGACCGCCACUACGACCAGAACCGCGCUCCCUUGGGUCUGUACUUCCACGCCGCCUGGCUGAAGAACAACCCCGAGUUCCUCGACGCCUUCCUCUACUGGAUCGACGAGAUCCUGGCCAACCACAACGACGUGUACUUCGUGACCAUGACCCAGGUGAUCCAGUGGAUGCAGAACCCGCGCACCAUCAGCGAGGUCAAGAACUUCGAGCCCUGGAGGGAGAAGUGCGUGGUGGAGGGUAAGCCCGCCUGCUGGGUGCCCAACACCUGCAAGCUGACCUCCAAGGAGGUUCCCGGGGAGACCAUCAACCUGCAGACCUGCGUCCGGUGCCCCAACAACUACCCAUGGGUCAGCGAUCCCACUGGCGAUGGUUUCUUCUAAGUCAGCGAUCUUAGCCCCACGCCCUCUGAGCCCAAACUCAGCCCUUAACUCAAACUUAACCCAAACUUAACCCAAACUUAACCCAUACCUAUCACACCAAACCCUAACCCCUAGCCCAGCCCAACACACUCACUCGAUCGAUUAUCGCCUAUUUGAAUUUGAAUUGCAAGACUUUUACGAGUGUACUCGUACUCUCUAUUUGACUGAUUUCGAGGAUCAAGUCUUUGCUGUGUUACGGUUACGUUAAAUCAAAAAUGAAAAAGAAAAUGAAAAUGAAAAUGAAAUUCGACACGGAGACCAACAAAAGAUAUUCAAAACUGCAAGCCACAACAUCCGAACUUGUGUUUACACUCUUUUUUGUAGUUUUACGUUAAUUUGUAUGUGUAUAUUUAAAUAAAAAAAUGAAAUAAACGAAAAAACCACAAAAAAUC